CGGUUGUGGUUUUGUUGUUGUUAUUGUUUCGGUUUCUUCCAUAAGGGGAGAGAGGAAGAUAUGCUAGCGCUUCCCAAAGGUUCCCUCGAUGCAAGGCUAGCAGAUGGCGUGUUCUUAUUUUACUUAUUUCUAGCCCUCCUUCUGUUUCUAGUUCUGCUUUUUGGGGGACUAACGUCAAUACAUAUCACUUUCUUAAAAGAUAUAUUUGUUUUGGAAAGGGCUGAGUAAUGAAAGUAUGGAUCAGGACUUAAACCUUAUUAUCCAUUCCAGGGAUAGUGUCUAGGUUGCUCUUACGUGGUUAUGUUUGCUCCAUACCUGUUAGCAGGUCAUCAGGUGUGACUGAAGAUGGAAACUAAAAACGAUGCUGAUGGAUACCGAGGAAAUUGUCUUCUGCUGACCGUUAUCCAGCCUUACUUCUAGUUAUACCGACACUCACCCUACCAUCUCAGCACACUUGCCUAACAUACAGAUUUCAUUACUGGAGGUGUCAAGGCUUGAGAUCUUGGAGCAGAGUUCUAUCAACCAGUUGUCAGGACCUUAAAAAGAAACUUGCCUUUUGGGGUAGAUUAUUCCAGAAUGUCUGCUGCAAUGUCAUUUGAAGUAGCUUGCACUGGGUACAGCCAUUAUGGACUGCUGGACUGACUAUGAUCUGGACUGCUGGGUUCCUGUAUUUGUAAUUUAAAUAUACAGCUCUAAAAUGAGACAGAACUUCAAAGGGUUGCUUUAUAAGAAAAUGAUGUCUACAAAUAAUAUUAGACAUAAUUUCUGCACUUAAUCCUGUCGUUUUUCUGUUAGACAAACUCUUACCUACCUUCUUUAAGAGAAGCAGAAACUUUGCUCUGUCUUACUAGAGUCUGCCUACCCUCAGGAAGCAGCUGAAGGUUGUGACAAGUAUGUAGUAUGGGAGGCCACAAUGUAACUAUACAUUUUUCUGAUUUUCAUAGUUUUUAGUUUCAGCCUUCCAGUGUUCUCAUUCUGGGUGUGGGAAGAAGAGGGCAUUUCUAAGGCCAUGUCUCUCCUAGGAGUGCACUGCAGUUCAUCGAUGGAGAAGGUGUUAAAAACUGCCUGCAGCAAUAUGGAAGCAUGGAGACAAAAUAGUCAUCUAUUGAGACCCUCAAGGAAUUAUUGGGCAAAGUGAUGGAAAUGAAGAGCUUGAACCAUCACUUCAGCAUGGCGGCAGCUGAAUCUGACAAGGACUCUGGAUAUUCAGAUGGAAGUUCAGAGUGCCUAAGUGCUAUGGAGCAGACUGACUCGGAGGACGUGCUGAGUGCGUUGUGUUGGAACGCAGAGGAUGGGCCUUGGCCAUGUCCAAUGACCACAAGCAACUCCUUUCCUGCACUUUCUCCUAUGGUCGUAAUGAAAAAUGUGUUAGUUAAGCAGGGGAGUUCAUCACAGCUCCAAUCUUGGACUGUGCAGCCAUCCUUUGAAGUGAUUCCGGCUCAGCCACAGCUAGUGUUUCUUCGUCCAUCAAUCCCACCUCCCAUUAACCCUUAUCCUGUUGGGAAAAAGAGGAAUGACUCCACUAAUUACCUGCCCAUCCUGAAUUCUUAUCCCAAAAUAGCACCACAGCCCUGCAAAAGAGAUCACUCCUUUGAUCUAGAAGAACGUCAGGAAACAAAUUGCCAUAAACGAUUCUGCACAGAAGCACCCAAGAUGGAGACUUCUCCUGUAUCAAGGAGCACAGGCUUGCCUACUAGUCCUUUUGCCCACCUACCAGUUAGCUUUAAGACCCCUCAGGAUUCUCACCAGCAAAGUUCUUCAACUCUGGUGACAAGUGGAAAACUGCCAGCUCUUCCUGGUUUUCAUCGUGUUUCCAGUAACACUCAGAAAGUGCCAGGUUUGACUCCCCUUUUGCCUUUUGGAACUCUGCAGUCAACAAAAUGCACCCCUCCUGAGAGCGAGAGUGCAGCACAGACUACGGUGCAAUCUGCAGUGUGGAGCCCCCCAUUGAUACCAGAAGAGAUUUGCACUACCCCUGAGCUGCUUUUGCAACAACAGAGCAAGUGCAGACGCUUUCAGAAUACACUCGUCGUGCUACGCAGGUCGGGAUUGCUGGAGAUCACUUUAAAAACGAAGGAGCUCAUUCAUCAGAACCAGGUGACUCAGGCUGAGCUUGACCGGCUGAAGCACCAAACACAGCUUUUCAUUGAGGCAAUAAAGAACAAUGCUCCACAGUCAUGGGCAGAGCUAGAAGCUUCUCUAGCAGGAUCUGAUAAAGCUGACAGAAACCUGGAAGACCCCACGUAUCCCAACAUGUAGUAGAAAGGUACAUAGCUGUUGAUCAAGUUAUUUCUGUGCCUCCUAUUUCCUGUCUCAAGCUUUUACUUGAGCAUUUUCUGAGUCCAAGACUUGCGAAGUGGCAUGUUGUUAACAGCUUGUCUUGUGGGACUGGAAUAGCAUGGUGGGGUCUUGACAGAGUGGGUACUUACUACUUCAGUGUGACCUCGAACUCCAUGCUGACUCUGUGUACUUCCUUGGACUUGAGAAGCUUGGAAGUGCUCUGCUGGCAUGUUCCCAUUCUUGCCGUGAAAAAGACAGUCAUUUGCAGUAUUCUGCAAGCAAGCAUCUUCCUAUUCCUAUCUUCAGACAGUCAAUUUUGAGAAUGGAACAACAGAACAGGCCCCAAUAUUAGGCCAUCGUCAGUUGCAAGUAGAUGAAGGGAGUUGGUGUGAGGAGAGGAAACUUACAUUGAUGGGGUGGUAUCUUGAGGCUAUUGCUGUCCCUUGUAGCAGUCUUACACUGGGGUUUUAACAUGUUUGAAUUAGUGGAGAUCUGUUUAUGCUGAAGCAGCAUUCUAUAUUCUUUGCAGUCUUUGGUCAAAGGUGUCUUAGGACCCAAGUGAAAUUAAAUGUUUUGAUGAUCUCCCUAAAAAUUUUAUCUACUUGAGUUUGAACUUUCUUUAAAAAACAAAAACAAAAAACCAACAACCCAAACCACAUAAAUUUAUAUAAUUCCUAGCCUGCUUGCCUUGAGAUAUAGCAAACACCACUUUGUGCAUGAGAUAUUAGGCCUUACUAGUAAAGAUCCACAGUAGUCAUGUUAAAAAAGCAGUUCUACAGGCAUUUAUUUAAUUUCAGUUUAUCUAGACACUUAACUGUGUCACCCCCUCCAGUCUGAAGGGUGUUUCUUCAGAGGCAGUCUGUGUAGAGAACUAAGAAUGGCUUUGUCUAAGAAUGUUAUGGAAGCUGGAUUGUUUAUGCUAUGUUCCUUUAUGUGUGACAAUGUUUUUAAAAAAUUGUGAAAUCUAGGUGACGGGGUAUUUUGAUGCUUUGAUCACUUCUGUCAUCUGAUUCUUAAAAAAAGAAAGUUGAAAGUGGAGUGUAUGUCUUGCUAAUUUCUGACUAGACAUUUGCAUUUUUUGAUGCCUCUGGGAAUCAAUAUUGCAGAAGACUGUAGAGAAUGUUUUUGUAGUCUUCCUCAAAUAUGUGCAUUAGAGAAAUUGUAAGGGGCUUUUCUUUUGUAAGGGGUUUCGCCCUUUUCACACUGAUGAAAAGAAAUGCUGUACAUGACUGACAAAGAGGAGAAUUGGAGUCAUAUUUGUACUAGCCAUAGGCUGAGAGGAAUUUUGUGGCAGGAUUUGCCCUGGUGCAGCUGUAGCAAACUAGUAGCCAUGCCUCUCAUGGUAUCCUGCCCACCUGCGGAAGACUAGUGCAGUAUGUGGGAAUUAAUUAAAAGAAAAGUGUUCGUAGACAGUGUUCUGCAACGUGCUUUUUUUUAAAUACACCUGCUAUAAUUGUGCAUGCUUGGAUGCCUCAUAACUUGCAGCACAGCAAUAUCAAAACUCAGCCAGCAAACCUGGAAGGCAGCAUAGUACAGUGUAAUAAUGUAGGACAUGUCCGAUGUAGCUCUUUCAGAUUAGUCGUCAUAUCUGCACAGAAUGACGUUUGGCAGGAUAGAUGUAUUGGUACCUUAGGCCAUUUGUGAAACAAUCCCAAAAGAUAAGCUUGUUUCUUCUGAGCUUCUUACAGGAAGGAGAGGAGGCAGUAGGAGGCAGUUCCUUCGAUCUGAUACCUGUAAUAGGCCUAAAGGUGUGAUGUGAGAAAAUGCAUAUGAUAUCUUUCCUACUUCUCCUAAAAUUCUUCUACCCACUGAAUAGAGAGGAUAAUUUGAAGUUCAGAAUAUAUGUAUUUUUAGGAAGUGCUUGUCCUAGAAAACAAGAUGAUGAAUUCAGGCUACUUAGAGAUGAAAGAAAGUCAGAAAAAAAGUCCAAUCUUGUUUGAGACAAGAAAAUGUGAGUCUACCGGUGACUUCUUCAUCUUAUUUCCACUGCUCUGACAGAGAGUAAGAGAAAUUUGGCCUUGCAGGGUAAAACCCUCUGACUUAGGGAGUCUCUAGCUGAUAGAAAUAUCUCAGUCCACACAGAACCACAUUUAUUUUUUUCUCCCCUGACAGCAUUGAAAGUGGGCUGAAGUGGGUGUGCUUAUAGCUGAUGGGCCUUUCAGCUGGUGUAAUUUGUAUAAAUAUAUAUUCAAUAAAUCUGUGAAUAAAGUCCAGCAGCUGGCUAGAAAUCUCCUACUGGGCAUCAGUCCAAACUUAAAUAGUAUUUGCUGAACUAGAAAAAUCUACUCUGAAACUAUUAUAUGUAAAUCUGGGGUCCCUUAGGAACCAUAUCCCUAGAUAACCGCAAAUCUUGAUGCAACAUCUAUUUAAGAAGGAUGUUGAAGGUCUCUAGUGAUAGGUAGGUCAUCAAAUACCAUUCUAUUCAGUUUCUCUUAGCUGCCUUUAUUCCUGGAAGCCCUGAUAAACCUUUAAACAAUAUGGGUUUCCUUUUUUGGCUGCAACUUAAUAGCUUGGAACUGUGUUGAGAAAAUUAGUUGACUGCAUCAGUACCAGAAUAGGUCCUGAUUCUGGGCAGGAUCUGGAAGUGGUCCAGUAGAUUUGAGCAGAAACAUUAACCGCUGAUUGGAAACCUGUAAGCAGUGAAUUUACAGAUUUUUUUUUUUUUUUUUUUUUUUGACCUUUGAAGCAGCAAGACUUUGUAUUAACAAGUUAGAUGAAGACAGCUGUCCCAGUCUAAAAAGUCAAUCGGAUGGUCCGCUGGGGCUUGAGUUGCUGCUGACAACUAGCAGGUGGGGUAGCUUCAUGGGUCAGAGAGACUGCUGGUUUUCUAUUAAGUUUUAUUAAAAGUUGGUAUUUUUGAUUAUUUUUACUAUGUAUUUUUGAAAUUCUACGGCUCUAGUUGGAAUGUAAAGAUUUUCUGUACUUUCUAAGUCUGUUGCCAGCUCUAAAUACAGUAGCCUAAGAACUCUGUUAUAGAACAUGACCUUUUUGUUAAACCUUUACAGAAACAGACUGUGAAAUAUGAAUGAAAUAAAGUAUAUACUUGAAAA
This is a messenger RNA of Tyto alba (common barn owl), 5330 nucleotides long. RefSeq names its product CLOCK interacting pacemaker (gene CIPC). The coding region runs from base 1138 to 2259 and encodes 373 amino acids. NCBI's taxonomy places the organism in Eukaryota, Metazoa, Chordata, Aves, Strigiformes, Tytonidae. Gene Ontology annotation, biological process: negative regulation of circadian rhythm; negative regulation of DNA-templated transcription. The transcript has 4 exons. The record is from RefSeq and is a predicted model, not a curated record. Gene Ontology annotation, cellular component: nucleus.